AUGACGAACCACGCGCUUGUUGACCCGGAUGAUCUUGCGCGGGCUCUUGUCAGCAAUCGCAGCGCUCUCUCCGCCGUUCUCAGCUCCGACGCAAUGGACCCAUGGACCCUCAUUGAGCUGCGACGCGCGCUGCGUUGUGUUGAUAUCAAGGCCAGGGCGACAACCGAGCGCGGCUUUCAUUCCCUUGAGCACCUCCCCCCCGAACUCAUCACGCGCAUCGCAGAUGGCCUAACGCUGCAUGACCUGUUGACCACUCGUCUCGUGAGUCGGCCCUGGAAGGAGACGAUGUGGCAGCCCUUGCUGUGCCUCACCAUCGCACGGGAGGGGUUCCUUGGGUUGGAGCAGCUGCACGCCCACGAAAACAUCCACAAGACAUUAGAAGGGGCAAUUCUGGCUCACUUGGCUUUGGUCAAUCGCAGCGUCGGGGGCCAAGGUGCGCUGCACGCCAUUCCGUUCUACGAAGCUACGCCCAUGGUCGACAACUCCAAAAGACCAUUAUCCGCCAUCCAAGGCAGAUUUGUGGAAUCCGGCAAGGCUCCUGCGUGUCUGUACAGGAACAAGAGGCUUGCUUUCCAGCCCUCCAAGGACAAGAUUGUGAUUGAUGACUUGGAAAAUGGCACCCGGCGUGGCUUACGUCUCACUGUCGAUGUGAGAAAGGCGACCGCGCUGCAGCUCCUCGCCGCCUUUUCCGGGCAGGUGGUGGCUACUGUCGAGCUCCAGGGGCCCGAGUCUGGAUCGCGAUACAUCCACGUAUAUGACACGACUAGUACACAGUCGAAACGCAUAGUCCUGCCAACACACCUCUUUCGAUGCUUUGCGACCAGGCAGACCGUGGCCGCUGUCUGCAGAGGCGGGCAGGUGAUGGUUGUGAAUGCACAACGGACUGUCGAGGAGAUCUUGCCAGAAUCGCCUUUUCCCAGUGUAUCUGUGCAAGGUCAACCCAACAAGGCACCUUUUCACGGUCUACCAGCCGUCGUCAUGCACCCUUGGAGCGACGACAACUUGUUCUUAGUAUGGACGUACAUACAUAGCCCCUGGGGCGACGUUGACGAUGACUAUUCUCAGCUACAUGAAUAUGCAAUCUGCGAGUACUCGCGGAACAAUGGAUGCUGGACCGAAAAGUCCAUUGUCCGUCAUCAGAGACGUCUUGCUCGCAACGAGUGGGAACUGGCACCCAGCGAGUCCCGGAUCAUCCUCACUCAGGACUGCCACGUGGUUGACAAUUGCGGAUCAUUCCAGCUGGCAACAUAUACAUGGCCGCCGCGCACGACCAUGCCCGGGCAGCCUUGCGAAGGCUGGAGCGAGAGGGUCUAUUGCAACGUCCUCACACGGGCUUUCUGGGGGACCAAGGAGCCCAUUUCCGGAGUACAAGUUCGCACUGCUCGCCGUCGACACGCGCCGAGCUUGCCUACCCCAACAUGGGAUGUGAUGGAGGCUGCAGUCACCUGUACAUGGAACCAGACCUUGUACAGUGUUCGCGAAGAGACCAGCGCUUCGCAAAUUCCAUAUAGCUCAGGAUCAGCAGACACACCGCCGCCUUUGGUGCUCGAUACGAGGCCAGUGGUAGGGAAUUGGCGGGUGCGCCUGAAUAACCAAACUUCCGCGACGACCUUUGCCCGUCCUCAAGGAUUCUCUGACUUGCUGGACGUAUGGGUCGAUGAUGACUUUCUCGUACUGGCGUGUGAGAGCGGGUACCUCUUUCGUUUCAGGCACCCAGGACGCAACAACGGCUGGAUUCCCGCGACGGGCAUAGGCAAUUCCCAUUCCCAAGAGCCUCUUCUCUCGUUGAAUACGGAUGUGAGAGUACCAGAUCCCCCGCCCGCGGUGUCCUUGGGCGAGUCCUUGACCUUGCACAGCUGGAGCGAUCGCGCUGCGGAAAUGACGGAUUGACGACUUGGCUAAUGUUGAGAUUGCUGGGCUUACGACUGCAGGGACAGGUAGAGAAACUCAUCUUCUCUGGCGUUCCGGGUCACCAUCGUUGACGGGGUGCGGUGUUCGUCAGCACACGACCACGAAUAUCGCAUUCGGCCCACAAUGUGACUUCGCUGUCCUCGACAUACACAACAAG
Messenger RNA from Emericellopsis atlantica, 2068 nucleotides. RefSeq lists its product as uncharacterized. The transcript is spliced from 3 exons. The record is from RefSeq and is a predicted model, not a curated record. The coding region runs from base 1 to 1890 and encodes 629 amino acids. Gene Ontology annotation, molecular function: protein binding. Lineage: Eukaryota; Fungi; Ascomycota; Sordariomycetes; Hypocreales; Bionectriaceae.